Molecule: messenger RNA, 1110 nt
Organism: Botrytis byssoidea
Lineage: Eukaryota; Fungi; Ascomycota; Leotiomycetes; Helotiales; Sclerotiniaceae
Exons: 1
Coding region: 1-1110 (369 amino acids)
Biological process (GO): mRNA splicing, via spliceosome
Cellular component (GO): spliceosomal complex
Source: RefSeq, a predicted model, not a curated record
AUGUUGCCAUCGAGCGAUGCGCCCAAAAUAUCCAUGAAAGGUUUCUCCUUGGGCGCAGGAUCUAAAAAUGGCUCGGUGAAAACAAAUGGUAAGCCGCAGCCUCCUAAAUCGGGUUUGGGAAAGCGGCCUAGAAGCACCUUUGCGCACGAUGACGAAGAUUCAGAUAAUUCAGACAAUGGCACAAGCGCGAGGAGGAUAAGGCAUGAGGCCGUUACUGGGUUUGCGGAUGGAGGCGUUAUUAGAGAAGGAGAUGAGAAGAGAGUGGCUGCGCCACUGGUUAUUCCGAAACAAGAGAAUAGGGAUUGGAAGGGAGAAGCUAGAGAGAGGAAAGGAAGAGGGAGAAAUUUGUUGCCAGAGGAGGAGCAGAGGAGGAGGGCUGGAGAAGAAAAAGAAGAAAAGGCAGACGUUGUGAAUGGGAACGAUGGGGAGAUAAAAUGGGGAUUGACUGUGAAGACUCAAGUCAAGGAGGACUUGGUCGAUAGCGAACGAACUAUUGAACAGACUAUACAAGUUGAGGAAGUGGAAGAUAAGCCAAAGAUAAAAACGGAAGAUGAGCUGGCAAUCGAGGCAUUGAUGGGGGUGGAGUCGAAACGAAAUGGGCCAGACUUGAUCAUUGCUUCUGUUAAUGAAAAUGGAAAUGAUCUGGUCACAGAAGAAGAUGCCUACAAGAGAGCUAUUGCAUCAGCACCGGAUAUUUCGACAUUAGAAGAUUAUAAUGCGGUACCGGUGGAAGAAUUCGGUGCCGCGCUAUUAAGAGGAAUGGGAUGGGAUGGCAAAGAAAGAAAAGGCGGUGGAAAGGAGGUCAAGAGGAGGCAGAAUCUAUUAGGCUUAGGAGCCAAGGAGCUGAAAGACGCAGAGGAAUUAGGGGCCUGGGUUCAGAAGGCCGAUGCUAAAAGGUUACGACCUGGGGGGUCGUCUCAUUCACAUAGAAGUGAUAGGGAUAAGAAGAAAAUGGGUGAUUACGCUAGGGAGAGAGAUGAGAGAAGUUAUCGUAGAGAUAGAGAUGAGGGUCGUGACCGGGAAAGGGAAAGAGAAAGAGAUCGCCAUCAUGAUCGCGACAGGUCGUAUAGGAGGGACAGAGAUGAUCACAGAGAGCGCAGGAGUCGAUGA